Molecule: messenger RNA, 4747 nt
Organism: Chiloscyllium plagiosum (whitespotted bambooshark)
Lineage: Eukaryota; Metazoa; Chordata; Chondrichthyes; Orectolobiformes; Hemiscylliidae
Gene: tacr2
Product: tachykinin receptor 2
Biological process (GO): positive regulation of flagellated sperm motility; G protein-coupled receptor signaling pathway
Cellular component (GO): plasma membrane; sperm midpiece
Molecular function (GO): tachykinin receptor activity
Source: RefSeq, a predicted model, not a curated record
GCAGAUCUGAAUGAGUCUGAGGUCAGUGCCAACGGCACCUUGACCAAUGCAUUUGCCCAGCCAGCCUGGCAGGUGGGUCUCUGGGCAAUCGCUUACUCAGUGAUCAUCUUGACCGCUGUCUCUGGCAAUGUGAUCGUGGUUUGGAUUAUCCUUGCUCAUCAGAGGAUGCGGACUGUCACCAAUUACUUUCUGCUGAGCCUUGCGGUGGGGGACGCCUCCAUGGCUGCGUUCAACACCGCCUUCAAUUUCAUCUACGCCGUGCACAAUGAUUGGUACUUCGGCCCGCACUAUUGCCGCUUCCAAAACCUGCUGCCCAUCACUGCCGUGUUCGCCAGCAUAUACUCAAUGACGGCCAUUGCCCUGGACAGGUACAUUGCCAUCAUCCACCCUUUGAAGCCCAGGCUGUCGUCCAGCUCAACUAAGCUAGUGAUUGGGGUUAUUUGGUUCCUGGCCCUGGCUCUAGCAUUCCCACAGUGUUUCUAUGCCCGCAUUGUGCAAUCAGAAAGCCGCGUGAUCUGUAAGGUGGACUGGCCUGGGGAUGUCGGAGGACAACAUCAAUUGACAUAUCAACUUGUGGUGAUUAUACUGACGUACCUCUUACCAUUGAUUGUGAUGGGAGUCGCCUAUACAAAGGUGGGAAAAACACUGUGGGCCAGCGAAAUACCCGGAGACUCAACAGAAAGAUAUAGUGAGCAUUUGAAUGCAAAACGAAAGGUUGUGAAAAUGAUGAUUGUGGUUGUUCUGACCUUUGCCUUUUGCUGGCUGCCCUAUCAUUUGUAUUUCAUUCUGGCCAGUUUCAAGAAGGACAUCUAUUAUGAAACCUACAUACAGCAGGUGUAUCUGGGCAUUUUCUGGCUAGCCAUGAGCUCAACCAUGUACAACCCCAUCAUUUACUGCUGCCUUAACAACCGAUUCCGCAUUGGAUUUAAGCGAGCUUUCCGCUGGUGCCCCUUUGUACACGUCAGUCCCUACGAUCAACAGGAGUUAACGACAGUGGUGAGCUUCCGAAUGACAUGCAGCAGCACAUACACUGGAAACAGGAUGGAAACAAUGAUAACUAGCCACAUCGAUUCCAAUCAUGAUGAAACUGAGGAGGCAAAAGCAAAAUUCAUCACUUCUCAGACCAUUCUUUGAAAUGCAUUUGGUCGUGUAUAGGAUCUCUUCAGAGCUGAGGACUAAUAUUGAAACUGGCAGCUCCCACAUAGAGGGGUUACAUUGUCUGGGCUCAAGAAGAUGAAACAAUGAGCCAUUCUCCAAUGCUGACUCUCAAUUCUUUGACUGAGAUGCCUGACUUGAUGUUCCUGAACCUACCGUACCCACUGCUGUUCUUCAGUUCUGAUUCCUGAUUUUCUAAUCUAGCUGCUGAUUCCCUGAAACUGGAUCCUGAUUCCUGGACCAUGUUUCCCCAGAUCCCUGCAUCUCUGACCCAGUAAUCUAAGCUCUCCAGAGAACUGAGCACACUAGACCUGCUCAGGCUCAAAACAACCACUUCAUCAGGCUGACUGAAUACCUUAGCAAGUUACAGGCCUUUCAUGUCACCUUCAUUCCAAUGUCUACAUUUUGGGCCUUCCACCCUAUCAUCAUGAACGUGCAGGAAGAAUGUAAGUUGUGUAAAUACAAGAUAAAGAAAAAAAAGACUUGCAUUUACAUUGCGCCUUUCACAACCUAAGGUUUCUCUUUUCAGUAAAUGAGUCAUUUUUGAGGUGCAGGUAUUGUCAUUGUAAAUAGGGUUGUAAUAGUAAUAAGCCUGUGCAUGAAACAAUUUCAACUAUCUGUGUAUAGAGAAUGUGAUUUACAAUUGAAUGAAGAGGCUAUUUUAUCAGAAAAAUAACCUUGUUAAAAUUAAGGUUAAUCAUCUUUAAAUUUUAUAUUCAAUGAUUACAUUUGUCUUUUGCUGUUAUUUCACUUUAACUUUGAACUGAGGAGAUUUCAGGACGCAGGAAUCAAUUAGUGACACUACUGAUAAUCCUGUUUGUGACCCACCCUUCCACUAAUCAGGGUUUAAACAGAGAGAGAGGACAGAACCUCUGAGAAAGCAUAUCAUUCUCACUGCAAUAAGAUGACCCAGAGUGAACUGAAUGCAUGAUUAAAACUUUAUACGUUAGAGUGUCUUCCUUUGAGCAGAAAGGUUUUAAGGGGAGAUGGAAUCAAAGUGUCUAACAGUAUGAAGAGUUUUACUGGAUUAGAUAGAGAAAAAGCAGGAAGACUGGUAACCAGAGGGCACAAAUUUCUAAUAAUUGACAGAAAUCCAUUUGGAAAUAAUACAAGUUUAUUUUACAUAGUGCAAUAUUAUGAUCUAAAAGGCAGAGGAAGAGUGGGGAAAGCACAUUCAAUCAUAAAUUAAAGUAGGGAAUUGAAUAAAGCCUUGAAAAGGGACAUUUUUCAAAGACAUAGGAAAGAGCAGGGGAAGUGGAGUAAUCAAAUAGAUCUUUUAAAAAGCCAGAAUAGCUGUGAUAAACUGAAUAGCCACCUCCUGUUUGUAUCUUUCUUUGGCAAUGACAGCACAAAGCAAAGAAAUCCUUCAAAACAGGACCAUCCAUCCAAAUCUGAAAAAAAUCACAGCCUUUCUCUUUCUCCCUCUGUCUCUCACUCUCUCUCUCUCUGGAAAAGAGGGAGUAUAUUUAGGAGACCCAAGGUGCAGCAUAGAAUAGGGGACAGUAGGACAAAGCAACUAAGCUAAUGCUGAGGAUCAUUCAGAACAGAGUGAUUGGAUCCAGGAACAAGUGAGCUCUCACAAGGCUGCUAGUAUCUUCAAGAGCCCAAGGAAUAUGAACAACAUUAAACAGAACGCUGUUUCCAAAUCCUACCUGCACCUGAGCUGAAUGGUGUUAACACAAUUUUAUUUACACUCACAUUCGCCAAUGUUUAAGAACAGUUCAGACUAGAAUGGUAGUUGCACAGAGUAAGAGUAUCAGCAGUGGUUUCACUCUGCACCUUUAUUAACUGAGUUCCUGUUCAGAUUGGUUAUUAUACCCAACUGUUUUGGCCACUGGCCUCACUAGAUUCAACACUGGGAUACAAUCAGGAUACAUCAGGGAAACAGGUACUUUGGCCCAUUCAGUCCAUGUCAGUAAUUACUCACCUUACUCCGAUUUGUUAUCUCAUUUCUGUCACUCACCAAACUAAUUUAAUCUAAGUACUCUUGGCUAAUCUAAUCUUGAGCUAUGAUAUUGUUUCUGUCUCAAACACAAGCCCAGAAUUAAAUAACAGAGAGUUGCCUUGUCUCAGACUCUCAGUUACUGGUUAUAGCCUGAUCCCACUUCACCUGUCCAUCUUUUCCUUGUUCUGAAACAGAGGUGCACGUCAAAUGUAAAUUGCUGCUAGCUUAAGGAUGAUUUUUGUAGACAGGAUCCAGAAGUUGUGGAGUUGUGUAGUUAUGUUUUCCUGGCUAUCCUAGAAUUGCGACCGCUACAUCCCACCACAAAACCGAGAAUUGCUGCUAUCCACAAACCAGCCACUGGCUGUGGCACUAUGAUACCCCAUUCAGACAAGGCUGGACCUGGCAACAUCCUUGUGGUUCAUUCCUGAAAGAAGAAGCAUGGAACAGUCACACCAGCAGCACAGUAGAGUUUUUAAGAGGCUAGACAACCUUAUUGCAAGUAAUUUCAUAUUUUUGGAUCUUUUUCCAAUGUCUGGAAAUACUCUGAUGUUCUGUUAGACUUGUCAUUGUAUUCUCACUUCAUCACAAGGAGUGAAGAAAGAGGCAGGGGUCCUGCCCUUGGACAGAGAGGUGAGCGAGGGCAGUGGGCAAUGGAAAGGGAAGGUGGGUAGGCAUGGAUGGACAUGUUUCUGAGAUGGGUUAAAAGGAGAGUAAGUACAAUUUAAUAUGGACAAAUGUGAGAUAACAAAGUAGAAUUUUCAGGAAACUAAAAUUGUUGGGAAAUCACAGCAGGUUUGGCAGCGUUUGUGGAGAGAAAGCAGAGAUAAUGUUUCGAGUCCAGUGAUCCUUCUUCAGAACUGACUGAAAGCUUGGCAAAGAUUGGUAUAUAAGCUGAAGUUGGGGUUGGCAAGUGGGGAGAAGAAUAAACAAUAGAUGGAAAUGGAGCCCAGAGACACAGAUCAACAGUCGGACAGAAAAAGGAAUGGGUAAAAGUCAACCUAGAAGUAUCAAGAGCAGCUAAUGGGGAUCAUGAGUAGCUGCCAAUGGUUGUGGUGUAAGCUCAUGUUUGUGGGGGUUGGGGUAAGGACAUGGGAGAAGAUGCUCAGGCCCUAAAAUCAUUGAAUUCGAUCUCGAGUCCUGAUGACCGCAUGAUCCCCAUGCAGAAAAUGAGAAGCUCUUCUUCCAGCUUGCACUGAGCUUCACUGGAGCAUUGCAGCAAGCCUGAGACAGAGAUUUUGGCUAGGGAACACAGUGGCAGGCAACUGAUGAUUUGGUGAUAGUUUUGUGGACAGAAUGUAGAUGUUCUGCAAAGCGGUCACCCAGUGUGCAUUUUGUCUCCCCAGUGUAGAGGAGACCACAUGGUGAGUAGUGAAUACAGUGAAGUGCAGGCUUCCUCUUGAAGGUGUGUCCGGGGCCUUGGGAGGUGAGAAGGGAGAAAGUAAAUGGGCAGGUGUUACACCUUGUGUUCUUUCUCAAAGAUCCAUCCCAUUGCUGGCAAUGUUUUUCUACAACCUCUACCAUCAGGGAGAAGGUACAGAAGCCUGAACACACGCAUCAGCCGGUUUUGUUACAGUUUCUACUCAACUGUUAUGAGAAUACUGAAUGGACUCUCAAACUCUUAACAUUCGCCUGUACCUGUGCUUUUGU